AUGAAGUCCACCAACGGAGGCGACUCGCCGCCCGAAAAGGACAGUACCAAAUAUGGUCCCGACGCCGACAUUGAGCGCCUCCAGCACGAGGGCUCCUCCAUUGCCGAGGGUCACGUCCAGCAGGACCGGCUCAAGCGCGCCCUCUCUGCCCGCCAGGUGCAGAUGAUUGCCAUUGGCGGCACCAUUGGCACGGGUCUGUUCCUGGGCACGGGCAAGUCGCUGGCCACCGGCGGGCCGGCGUCGAUGCUCAUUUGCUACGCCAUUGUCGGCGCCAUCGUGUUCAUCACCAUGCUCUCCUUGGGCGAGAUGUCGGCGUUUAUCCCCGUCGCGGGCAGCUUCUGCACGUUUGCGAGCCGCUUUGUCGACGACGCUUUCGGAUUCGCCCUCACCUGGAACUACUGGUUCAACGACGCCGUUUCCACCGCCUCCGACCUCGUGGCCCUACAGCUGCUCCUCGACUACUGGCACACGAAUUUCCCGGGUCUCGCCUUCAGCCUGAUCUUCUGGGUCGUCCUCAUCGCCGCCAACAUCAUAACCGUGCGCGCCUAUGGCGAGCUAGAAUAUUGGCUGUCGUUGCUCAAGAUCCUGACCAUCAUCGCCUUCAUCUUUGUCGGCAUCGCCGUCAAUGCUGGCGGCAACACUGAGCACCACUAUAUCGGUGGCGAAAACUGGCACCUUCCUGGCGCGCCCUUUGUUGGCGGCAUCGGCGGUUUUGCGUCUGUGUUUGUGACGGCGAGCUUUGCGUAUGGCGGUACCGAGUCCAUUGCCAUUACGGCGGGCGAGACCAAGAACCCCAGCAAAAACAUGCCGCGGGUCGUCAAGAAUGUUUUCUGGCGCAUAUUGCUCUUCUACAUCCUCUCGAUUCUCCUCAUCGGUCUCAACGUGCCCUACACCAGCGACGGCCUCAAGAACAAGGACUCGCGCACGUCGCCUUUUACCCUCGUCUUCCAGAUGGCGGGUGCAGAAGUCGCGGGCAGUGUCAUCAAUGCGGUUGUGAUUACCAGUGUGUUGUCGGCCGGAAACCACGCCUUGUUUGCGGGGUCCCGUCUGUUGUACACGCUGGCGAUGCAGGGCCAUGCGCCGCGGGUCUUUGCGCGUCUCAACAAGGGCCAGGUGCCGUGGGUCGCAGUUCUCGCCACCAGCUUCAUUGCCGGUCUGUGCUUCGGCUCUAGCUUUAUCGGGGCAGGCCAGCUCUGGGCAUGGCUACAAAACAUCGUCGGAGUAUCCAAUCAGCUCAGCUGGAUCUCCAUUGGCAUCGCCUCCAUCCGUUUCCGCAGCGGCCUCGAAGCCCAGGGCAAAACACAUUUACUGCCUUUUAAAAACUGGACAUAUCCGUGGGGACCCUGGUGCUCCGUGAUCCUCAACAGCUUUCUUGUGCUGGUGCAGGGCUGGACCUCCUUCAAGGACGGCUUCCACGCUGUCGACUUUGUCAGUCUGUACGUUGAGCUACCCGUCAUGCUCAUCAUGUUUUUGGUAUGGAAAUUCCUCAAGAAGACCAAAUUCGUCAAGGCGGAAGAGAUGGACCUCGAGACGGACGUUUACAAGCCCGAAGUGGAGGAGGAAGACUUUUCGCCCGCGUGGCGGUCGAGAGGGAGAAAGGUGCUCAAUUGGCUGUUUUAG
This is a messenger RNA of Akanthomyces muscarius, 1620 nucleotides long. RefSeq lists its product as uncharacterized. Bases 1 to 1620 code for a protein of 539 amino acids. The transcript is spliced from 3 exons. Gene Ontology annotation, molecular function: amino acid transmembrane transporter activity. The record is from RefSeq and is a predicted model, not a curated record. NCBI's taxonomy places the organism in Eukaryota, Fungi, Ascomycota, Sordariomycetes, Hypocreales, Cordycipitaceae. Gene Ontology annotation, cellular component: membrane. Gene Ontology annotation, biological process: amino acid transmembrane transport.